Molecule: messenger RNA, 1645 nt
Organism: Alligator mississippiensis (American alligator)
Lineage: Eukaryota; Metazoa; Chordata; Crocodylia; Alligatoridae
Product: interferon epsilon-like
Exons: 1
Coding region: 447-1028 (193 amino acids)
Biological process (GO): defense response; response to exogenous dsRNA; cytokine-mediated signaling pathway
Cellular component (GO): extracellular region
Molecular function (GO): cytokine activity; type I interferon receptor binding
Source: RefSeq, a predicted model, not a curated record
UCCUCCUUCUGGCUCAGUGUAGAAACUGCAGGUUGAAACAACACUUUAUCUUUAACAAAAGGCAUGGAGGAUAAGGGUGGAAAGAGGGCUUAUCUUCUCAAUAUUUGUAAAAUAUGAAUUUUGUCUUCCUGAGUUAGAUAAAUAUGUUUAUAUUCUGCACUGCCACACACGGCAAAUAAACUUUUAAUGCUUUGGAUGCUGUGUUGGUUUACAGUGAGGAAAGAAAAGGGAAACUGAAAGUGAUUCCACCUGAAGAAAAUUCCCAGAGUAGGAAAAACCUAGCAAAGGUUCCUGUACUAGGAAUAAAAAGUGAUGAAAGAAAACUUGUACGGUAUUAAACAGAGACAUGGAGCAUUCAAAACACAGAUCUUGGGGAGAUUGCUUCAACAAGCACCACCUUGUCAGGUCCUACUCAAAGACAAGAAAGCAGCACCAUCGUGAUCAUCAUGCGUUUGCUAAAAUUCUUCCUUGUGCUGCUUCUCUUCAAAGUAAGCUCCUCCCUUCACUGCAACAGCCUUGCCUCUAACCAAAACAAAGUGAACAAAGAUGGCUUAGACUUCUUGGACAAAAUGAGGAGAAACCUCUCUCCCCAGUGCCUAAGCGAGAGGCUGGAUUUAAAAACCAAAGAUAUUUUCAAAAUUGAACUGUCACAGAAGGAUAAUGCCAAGGCAGCCAUCCAGGAGCUCCUCAAAGCUAUCUUCUAUGUCCUCAGCAACAAUCUCACACAAACGACCUGGCAAGAGAGUUCCAUAGAGAAAUUUAAGAAUGGCCUUCACUGGCAGAUUGAGAACUUGGAGACGUGUUUGGAUGCCGAGAGGGAGAAGGGGGAAAGAAGCCCUGGAAAAUAUAACCCCUUGGUCACCAGACUGAAACUGAAGAGAUAUUUCCAAGCAAUAGACAAUUUCCUCAAAGAGAAGCAAUACAGCCAGUGCGCCUGGGAGAUUAUUUCUGUGGAACUGUCAAGGUGCUUUCAGUUUAUUGACAAACUCACUAUAAAGCUCAGGUACUGUACUCCCUUUUUUUCCUAGAGAAGCUGAAUUAUUGUAACAGAACAGAUGAAAAGAUAAGGGCAAUAAUUCUGUAACAGAGCUACGACAAAGUUAUGUUAUCAUUUUUCUGGAGUAGGCAGUAUAAUUUUUCAGUUAAGGUGAUCACGUGCCCCUAGGGUAAUAAUGAGACCUGCAAACCAACCCUUAAUCCCAAACGCUACCCAUCAGCAUAAGUUAACCAAAUGGUAAGCCCUUGGCUACAACACAAACCUUCCCUUCUGGGCAAACAAAUAUUAUGAAAGGGAAAGCACACUACCUCUUCCCCACACUGAGAGCAAGCCUCACUCUGGGAGUAGCCUCCAUCCUGGGCUCUCACCACGCUCUGCCACUUUGUUCUGGUUCAGGCACCUCCUCUCCCUGUGGACAGACUGCCCUGCUCCGGCUCUGGUCUGGGGUUUAUAUGCCCAGAGCCCUGCUCUCUUCUGGUCAUGAGCCCUGUCAGAUGACCUGCCCCAGGGGUGUUUAUUAACCCCAGCCUUCCCAGCUGCCUUUGUCAUGUUGACCAAGUGGCCCCUUCUGCUUCUCCAUAACAAGGUAAUGGUUCUCUGUUACAAAACUACAGGUUUCAUGAUAGCUAAUUUCAUAACAGGAUCAUA